This is a messenger RNA of Tigriopus californicus, 3274 nucleotides long. It is a transcript of the gene wwk, whose product is annotated as anoctamin-8-like. Lineage: Eukaryota; Metazoa; Arthropoda; Copepoda; Harpacticoida; Harpacticidae. Bases 180 to 3122 code for a protein of 980 amino acids. The transcript is spliced from 18 exons. Gene Ontology annotation, cellular component: plasma membrane. Gene Ontology annotation, molecular function: chloride channel activity. Gene Ontology annotation, biological process: chloride transmembrane transport. The record is from RefSeq and is a predicted model, not a curated record.
AGUAGUUGACUUGGUGGGGGACAUUACCAAAACAACAUUGCUUCUCUGUCCAGGGCAAUGGGGCUACAUUGAGCUACAAAGUUUGAAUAAUGCGUUAAUGUCCCGUAGAGGUCAAAGGAGUGGUCAUAGUGAACUGGGAAGACCUUGGACUGACAACCAACUGAAAGCCAAUCAAAAGGAUGGCCGAUGGUGACAUUGAUGAGCUUGUGGAUGUGGUGGUUCUAUUUCCUCCAAAAUCAACAGACGAAUGUGUCGAGUUCAUAAAGAGGAAGCUAGAAUGCUUAUCGGAAAUCAAGACCAAGGAGAACCGGUUCCAAUCUGGAAAGAGCAACAAGUCUGGGGCGGAACAAGUUGCAUUCACAGUUGUGGUAACAAAUCAAGGACUAUUACGAGGAUUAGAAAUCUUACAAAUCCCAAAGGAGAUCUCACCGAAUGAAGGCGGAGGCUUACGACCAUUUUCGGUCGAUAAGGUGAAUCAGUUUUUAAAUGUGAACGACAAGUGUUUUGCCACAAGUGAGGAGCGCCAAGCUGUGGCAUUUUGGUUUCUAAACUCGAUCCGAGCCGUUGAGGGAGAUUCUCUAGGGUCAUUCAAGUUCCGGAUUGGAGAAGCUAUAAUCCCACGUUGUUUGAACAAAUCGUUUUUGGCUCAAGUUUACCCACUUCACGAUGCCCAAGAUCUCAAAUACCUUCGCUCUCAAUGGGUCAGGAAGUUUUUCUCGCCACAACCACUUGACAAAAUACGCGAGUAUUUUGGGAUCAAGAUUGGCUUCUAUUUUUCUUGGCUCGGCCAUUACACAUCCUCAUUGGCCAUUCAAGCCUUGGCAGGGAUCUUUAUUUCAUGUCUCUCCGACACGGAAGAUGGAGCUUGGGAGAAUGUGUUGUUCAUUUCCUUUGCUCUUUUCAAUGUGAUUUGGUCCACUUUGUAUUUGUCAUCGUGGAAACGCCGCUCCGAGGAGUUGUCUUUUCAAUGGGGCACUUCGGACGAGCCAUGUGAACUCCUUCAAGAUGCAAGACCAAUGUUCAAAGGUGAAGAAGUCGUGAGUAGCAUCACUGGUAAGAACGACUUGCAUUACCCCAAUUGGAAACGGUCCCUAAUACGAUAUUGCGUGUCCUUACCAAUAAUGAUCAUUAGCCUCAUCAUCGUUACCAUCGUGAUGUUCUUCAUUCUCGAGCUACAACAACAAUGUGACUAUCUCAUCAAAUAUGAGGGAUAUGUUACUAUCAUGAAGUAUGUUCCGAAAUUAUUGUUGGCAAUUGCUAUCCCUGCAAUGGAUAGCGUCUAUGGGGAAGUGGCCGUCUUUCUGAAUGAUUUAGAGAACUUUCGUCUAGAGAGCCAAUAUGAGGAUAAUUUGAUAAUCAAACUAGUCUUGUUCCAGUUCGUCAACUCCUUUCUGGCAUUGUUUUAUACGGCAUUCUACCUGCGUGAUAUGGACAAGCUUCGAGAGCUACUGGCCACGUUGCUGAUAACAAGACAAUUAAUUGGAAAUAUGAAGGAGUCUAUCAUCCCGUAUAUCAAGCAACAGUUUAAACAGGCCGAGCCCAAUAUGGCAAUAGUCAAACGAACGAAACAAGCUUACGCCAAGUACAAAAAGUCCGACGGCGAUGAUGAUACGGGAAAAGGUCAACUUGACGAAGGAACCGAAACCAAAAGUGUCCGACGAGUUUCCCAAGCAGAGUUGGAAUGUCAAGCACCCAAAUACGAUGGAACGUUUGAGGACUACUUGGAAAUGUUGAUUCAGUUCGGCUAUGUGGCCCUCUUCUCCUCGGCUUAUCCUUUAGCCGGCUUUUGGGCGUUUUUCAACAACGUAAUGGAAAUCCGAGGAGAUGCAUUCAAACUCUGUUCGGUUCAUCAAAGGCCGUUUGGUGAAAGGGUGCAAAACAUUGGACCAUGGCAGCAAGCAAUGGAACUGAUCGGGAUUAUUGGGAUCAUGGUCAAUUGUGCCUUAAUAGGGAUCUCCAGUCAAGCCAUGUUAAAUCAAUCUGCAGUCGAGUUCAACCAGAAUGUCUUAUUGAUCGUGUGUUUGGAGCACGUGAUGAUCUUCCUCAAGUUGACCCUCUCGCACGUGAUCCCAGAUUCGCCAGUUUGGAUCAUGGAGGAGAAGGCCAAGAUCGAGUUCAGGCGACGGAAACUCGAACAAUCUUUCCUUCAAGAAAAACCUAUCACACCGGCAACAGCCUCUCAAUUAAAGCCUUUGGCUCGGACUAUUAGGAUCGGGGCUCAGGAUCGAGGCACACAAACAGAUGUGGUUAAGAGUUCCAGACAGACUCUCUCCGUCGAAGAGAUUGAAGCCAUCAACUUUCGGAAGAAAGUGAGCAAUUCGGUCUCGGACAUCUUUAAGACCACAUCAGCUCGAGGAUUGAUGGAGAGCGAAACAGCCUUGACACCCAACAAAUUGAGUACCCAUGAUGAGGAAAUCUCGAGCUUGCGUAAGCGAUCUUGUCCCAACCCUCAAUCUACCGCAAUAGCCGAGAGUACAACGAAAACUCACGAGGAUUCGCCCAGAGAUGAUUACUUCAAUGCAAACAGCCCGUUAGUCUUAACCACGAAGGCCGAUGCGGUGGACCAUCAUCAUACUGAUCCACACCCAAGGCGUCUGAAAAUGCGCAUGGCAUCUGACACCAACCUAUUCUCCUCGCUUCGAGUUCAUGGAGACCGAUAUGCCAAGAUUUCCAACAAUUUCCACGAGAACGAGCUCGGCGGGAACCACGUUCCCACCCGGGAGAAGAUCCUAAUCAAUCAAGUACACAUGCCCACCGAAGUUCAACCAAGCACACCCACUCCGGUUAGCCCACCUCUGGCUCUCGAAGACAACAAAGGCCUCAAGGCCAAACGAGCCCUUUUCAGCAAGGGACGAAGCUUGUCUUUGGCCUCGUUUCGAGGUUCGGUUCCCAAAGCUCCUAAGAAAUUUAAGCCCUUCGUGUUGUCUCAAAGUAAAAACGAAGGAAGCCAUCAUUCGCAGGCGAAACUUGAUCCAGUCAUUCCCGAGGAUGAAGCUUAUCUCAUGGAACAUCAGGCGAAAGGCGAGCUGGAUUUGCUGAAUCUAGAAAGUCUGAUCAAUAUGAACGAUGUCAACAAAACAAACACACAUCGACGGCCUAAAAUAGUUCGCACGGAAUAUUGAACCUAGGUUAUAGGCCUUUGAAAUGCAGUAGGCAGACGCUGACCAUAAUCAUCAUUUCUUUUUCCCUCUAUUUUCGCUGAGAAUGCUACAUAAACAAUCAAUUCCACAAUAAUGCACAAUAAAUCCAAAUUCGUUCUAAAGACUGUGUCAAA